This is a messenger RNA of Helianthus annuus (common sunflower), 1322 nucleotides long. RefSeq lists its product as uncharacterized. NCBI's taxonomy places the organism in Eukaryota, Viridiplantae, Streptophyta, Magnoliopsida, Asterales, Asteraceae. The record is from RefSeq and is a predicted model, not a curated record. The coding region runs from base 73 to 897 and encodes 274 amino acids. The transcript is spliced from 6 exons.
UUAAGAAUAUUACUGAAACAAGGAUUACCACCUAUUAACAACCACUCUGACUCUCAACACAAGCAGAAGACGAUGGCCGCCGGCGACUCCACCACCACCAUCGAUCAAAACCCAGGGGUUGAACAACAUGAACAGAAGAAGAGAAUAGUUAUACAAAACAAGUGUGGUGAAAAACUUGUGGGUUUGUUACACGAAACCCGGUCCAAAGAGAUUGUAAUAUUGUGCCAUGGCUUCCGAGACUCCAAGGAGUACAGUAUGAUGGUGGAACUCGCUUUUGCAUUAGAAAAACACGGCAUUAGUGCAUUUCGCUUUGAUUUUUCGGGAAAUGGGGAAAGUGAAGGUUUAUUUCAAUUUGGUAAUUACUCUAAGGAGGUUGAUGACUUACACGCAGUAACCCAACAUUUCACUGCAGAAAAUCGUGUUGUAAGUGCAAUUAUUGGACAUAGUAAAGGUGGGAAUGUGGUGGUCUUAUAUGCGUCUUUACAUCACGAUGUUCACACGGUUAUUAACGUGUCUGGUCGAUAUAAGAUGGAUAGGGGCAUUGAGGAGCGUUUGGGAAAAGAUUAUAUGGAAAGAGUGAAAAAAGAUGGUUUUAUUGAUGUCCAUUCGAAAACAGGAGAAUUGUUGUUUCGUGUGACGGAGGAAAGUCUAAUGGAACGCCUAAACACAAACAUGCAUGAAGCGGGACUCAAAGUUGACCAAGAUUGCAGGGUGUUGACCGUUCACGGAUCGGUUGAUGAAGUCAUUCCAGUUGAAGAUGCUAUGGAGUUUGACAAAAUCAUACCCAACCAUGAGUUAAGAAUCAUCGAAGGGGCGGAUCAUGGUUACAACAACCACAAAGACGAAUUAGUUUCGGUUGUUUUAGAUUUCUUAAAGGGCAAUAUGCAUAGAGCAUGAUCCUUAGAAGAAACAUGUGUUCUUGGAAGUUUGAACAAGAGUUAAUUACUGUUUUCGUCCCCGUGGUUUGUCAAAAGUCACUAUUUCAGUCCAUUAGUUUAAAAAUUACGAUUUCAGUCCUUUUGGUUUCACUUUCAUAACCAUUUCAGUCCCUGUGGUUUCACUUUCGUAACCAUUUCAAUCCAUUUAUUCUGUUAGUACGGGGACUGAAAUUGUUACGAGGUGGACUGAAAUGGUUAUGAAAGUGAAACCACAGGGACUGAAAUCGCAAUUUUUAAACUAAUGGACUGAAAUAGUGAUUGUUGACAAACCACAGGGACGAAAACAGUAAUUAACUCUUUGAACAAAUUAAAAUUUAAAGCAGAAUAUUUGUAUUGCCAUAUGAUCUAAGCAGUUAAUGCGGUAAAAUAUCGGAUAUCGGUCAA